GGCGUAGCUGCGGCUCUGGCUGCUGGGCUGGAGAGCCGAGCCGGGAAGGAUGCGGCUCCUGGGGCGGCCUGGGGGUCCCGGGGGAUCGGGGGGUCUCCGGGUGCUCCUCUGUCUGCUGUUGCUGGGCAGCCGCCCGGGAGGCUGCAACGCCAUUAGUGCCCACGGCUGUCUGUUUGAUCGCAGACUCUGCUCUCACCUUGAAGUCUGUAUUCAGGAUGGCUUGUUUGGACAGUGCCAGGUGGGAGUGGGGCAAGCCCGGCCCCUUUUGCAAGUCACAUCCCCAGUUCUUCAACGCUUACAAGAUGUGCUCCGGCAGCUCAUGUCCCAAGGACUGUCCUGGCAUGAUGACCUUACCCAGUAUGUGAUCUCCCAGGAGAUGGAGCGUAUCCCCAGGCUUCGCCCCCCAGAGCCUCAUCCAAGGGACAGAUCUGGCUUGGUGCCCAGGAGACCUGGUCCCGCUGGGGAGCUGCUUUUACAGGGCAUCCCCACUGGCUCCGCCCCAGCUCCGCAGCACCGGCUUCCUCGACCUUCCGCAGGCGGGGGUGGAGCUGGGGCGGGCUCCCCCCUGUCCCCUUUGCAGGCUGAGCUGCUGCCCUCUCUCUUGGAGCAUCUGCUGCUGCCCGCACAGCCCCCGCAUCCUGCCCUGAGUUAUGAACCUGCCCUGUUGCAGUCCUACCUGUUCCAUCAGUUUGGCUCCCGCGACGGCUCCCGGGGCUCAGAGAGCUCCCCAGGAAUGGUCAGUGUUGACCCCCUGCCCAAGGCUGAAGCCCCUGCCUUCCUCAGCCGAACUGCUUCCAAGGGCAUGUUUGGGGCUCACCCUGGCCACUCCUAUGGGGACCCCCCAGGGCCUCCACCUGCUCAGCUUUUCCAGGAGUCAGAGCUGUUCUACCUGGCCCAGGAGUCACAAGUGCCCAGCAGGGCCAGGGCACCAAGGCUGCCAGAGCCAGGGGGCAGCAGCCGGGCAGGGGACUCCUCGGAGGGCUAUGAGGAGGAAGGACUAGAAGGUCAUGGGGAGAAGCCUCCCGCCCCAGCAGAGCAGCCAGCAGAUGUGACUCUGCAGAGAGUGGCCGCUGUGCUGGCAGGCUAUGGCGUGGAGCUGCGUCAGCUGACCCCGGAGCAGCUCUCUACCCUCUCAACCCUGCUGCAGCUGCUGCCCAAGGGUGCCGGACGAAAUCCGGGAGGGGUUGUAAAUGUUGGAGCUGACGUCAAGAAAACAAUGGAGAAGCAGGUUCAGGGAGUAGACCCAGUGGAGCCUCCGCCCCCGACGCCCUCCCUGCCUGGAUCCCCCACUGGCGGUUCCACCUCCAAUAAAGCCCAGAAGGAGCUGAGCGCCGGAUCCUCUGAGUCCACCAAAGCUGCUGGGCCCCCUGCCACGCCAGUCUUGGUAGAAAAGAAAAGCCCAGUGGGCCAGAGCCAGCCCACUGCGGUGGGGCAGCCCUCCGCUCAGCCAUCAGCAGAGGAAUACGGCUACAUUGUCACCGACCAGAAGCCCCUGAGUCUGGCUGCAGGAGUGAGGCUGCUGGAGAUCCUGGCUGAGCACGUGCACAUGUCUUCGGGCAGCUUCAUCAACAUCAGUGUCGUGGGACCAGCCCUUACCUUCCGCAUCCGGCACAAUGAACAGAACCUGUCUUUGGCCGAUGUGACCCAGCAAGCCGGGUUGGUGAAGUCUGAACUGGAAGCACAGACAGGGCUCCAGAUCUUGCAGACAGGAGUGGGACAGAGGGAGGAGGCAGCCGCCGUCCUUCCCCGACCGGCCCACAGCGCUUCUCCCAUGCGGUCCGUGCUCCUUGCUCUGGUGGCCCUGGCGGGGGUGGCUGGGCUGCUCGUGGCCCUGGCAGUGGCUCUGUGUGUGCGGCAGCAUGCACGACAGCGGGACAAGGAGCGCCUGGCCGCCCUGGGACCCGAGGGGGCCCAUGGUGACACUACCUUUGAGUACCAGGAUCUAUGCCGCCAGCACAUGGCCACAAAGUCCCUGUUCAACCGGGCGGAGGGUCCGCCCGAGCCUUCUCGGGUGAGCAGUGGACCAGGUGGUGGGAGGGGCAGGGCUGGCAGUGGGAAGGCUGUGGUGUCCCUGCAGGCCUACAUGGAGGACCACCUCCGGAACAGGGACCGCCUGGCCAAGGAGUGGCAGGCCCUGUGUGCCUACCAGGCGGAGCCCAACACCUGUGCCACCGCCCAGGGCGAGGGCAACAUCAAAAAGAACCGCCACCCUGACUUCCUACCUUAUGACCACGCUCGCAUCAAGCUGAAGGUGGAGAGCAGCCCUUCUCGGAGUGAUUACAUCAAUGCCAGCCCCAUUAUUGAGCACGACCCUCGGAUGCCAGCCUACAUAGCCACACAGGGCCCGCUGUCACAUACCAUUGCAGACUUCUGGCAGAUGGUGUGGGAGAGUGGCUGCACUGUCAUCGUCAUGCUGACCCCACUGGUGGAGGAUGGUGUCAAGCAGUGUGAUCGCUACUGGCCGGAUGAGGGUUCCUCCCUCUACCACGUAUAUGAGGUGAACCUGGUGUCGGAGCACAUCUGGUGCGAGGACUUCCUGGUGCGGAGCUUCUACCUGAAGAACGUGCAGACCCAGGAGACGCGCACGCUCACGCAGUUCCACUUCCUCAGCUGGCCGGCAGAGGGCACCCCGGCCUCCACCCGGCCCCUCCUGGAUUUCCGCAGGAAGGUGAACAAGUGCUACCGGGGCCGCUCCUGCCCCAUCAUUGUGCACUGCAGCGACGGUGCCGGGAGGACGGGCACCUACAUCCUCAUCGACAUGGUCCUGAACCGCAUGGCCAAAGGAGUGAAGGAGAUUGACAUCGCUGCCACCCUGGAGCAUGUCCGUGACCAGCGGCCUGGCCUUGUUCGCUCAAAGGACCAGUUUGAGUUUGCCCUGACAGCUGUGGCAGAGGAGGUAAAUGCCAUCCUCAAGGCCUUGCCCCAGUGAGAUCCCUGGGGCCCCUCGGUGGGCAGCCCGGCCUCCACUCCCUCCUUGCCUGUGUGAGCAUCUAUCUGCGCACUCGCUCUCACCGCCACUCCCGCCACCUGGGCCCCUCCUGGGCAUGUCAGGCCCUUCCAAGAGGAGUGUGUAAGGAAGGGGAAGCCAGAGGGGGCAUACAGGAACCCCGGGUGUCCCCUGGGGGAGCUGGCAGCCGGUCAGAAGGAAAGUCAUGAGCACCAAAUUCUACCACAGUCUCCUCCUGUCCAAGUUCCCUGACCCCUAUUUCCCACCACUCUGGAUGCUCCUAAUAUGUCUGUGUGGAUGCCCUCCGCCCUCCAGUGGGGCUAGAAUGGGGCAGAGGGGCCACCAUGCCCAGACUGUCCUGCUCUCCUAGCCCCUGCUACCCGCUGUCCUGCCUCCACGACUCACACUGUGGCCCUUGCCCCUCCUGCCCCCUCCCCUCACCCUUCCGCCACGUGCCACUCAACUCGCUCCCCCUGGCACAAGAGAACAUUUCUGGAAAAAUCUACUUUUGUAUCAAUGUGAAUAAAGUUAGUGUGUGUGUGUGCAGCUGCAA
Odocoileus virginianus texanus is the source of this 3500-nucleotide messenger RNA. NCBI's taxonomy places the organism in Eukaryota, Metazoa, Chordata, Mammalia, Artiodactyla, Cervidae. The record is from RefSeq and is a predicted model, not a curated record.